Wyeomyia smithii (pitcher-plant mosquito) is the source of this 5239-nucleotide messenger RNA. RefSeq names its product GATOR complex protein Iml1 (gene Iml1). NCBI's taxonomy places the organism in Eukaryota, Metazoa, Arthropoda, Insecta, Diptera, Culicidae. Gene Ontology annotation, cellular component: lysosomal membrane; GATOR1 complex. The coding region runs from base 358 to 5040 and encodes 1560 amino acids. The transcript is spliced from 13 exons. Gene Ontology annotation, biological process: cellular response to amino acid starvation; negative regulation of TORC1 signaling; positive regulation of autophagy. The record is from RefSeq and is a predicted model, not a curated record. Gene Ontology annotation, molecular function: GTPase activator activity.
CUGCGAAUGAAAACACGUCAAAAACAGCUGAUUUUCCGGCAGGCUGUUAUCGUUCCGUACGGUUUAAAUACACUCAAUUUUUGUUUAAAUUCCAUGAAAUAUGCAAUCAAAAGUAUGUUUAUGUAAAGCGAAAGUGAUUAAAAGUUUUAUUGAUAAUCAUUCACUAAUCGUGAUAUCUGUUGUCAGGGCAUAACGUGAUAUUGAAAAAUCACUAACAAAAAAAGUAAACAGAAACUGCUGAUAAUGUAUGAGUGAUAAUAAUUUCUGAAAAUAGCUCCAGAAUCAGCUCAUCUUUGGUCGUAAGCUCAUUUGUCAUUUGAAUUCGUAAGUUCGGGGUCAUUCUAACUGGAAAUAAACAUGAAAAAGCUCUUCAAAAUAAUUACGCAUCAGAGGAGUUUUCACUCCGAAGAUCUGCUGCUUAAUUCGAAGGACCAUCCUGAAUUGAAACUGAAGGAUAUUGUAGAGAUCUACCAUCCGGGCGAUGAUAGCAUUCGUUUACUGCUGCAGGUAACUUGCCUGACGGAGGAUGUGAUGAAUCGAGAAACCAUUAGUGUCGAGUCGAAUAUUGCUGUGGCUUUCAAUUUAAAAUCCUACAAAGACGUCUUUAUGCAAAAAAUGAAUCCUUGCGAUGUGGCUUUGGAUUCGGUUGAAAUAACCUUCAAAGAUCAGUACAUGGGUCGGUCGGAGAUGUGGCGGUUGAAAACCUAUUUGACCGAUACGUGCGUUUACUUGAACAAGAAAAUCGAAUACUGCGACGGUUGCAUUCGUUGUCAGGUUUACGAAAUGUGGUCCCAAGGAGAUCGUGUCGCCUGUGGAGUGAUUAAUGAGGACACUAAGGUAGUGUUUAGAAGCAACACAUCAAUGGUUUAUUUGUUUAUUCAGAUGUCAUCGGAAAUGUGGGAUUUUGAUAUACACGGAGAUUUGUACUUUGAAAAGGCUGUAAAUGGCUUUUUGGCGGAUUUAUAUACCAAAUGGAAGAAGUUAGGAAGCAACCAUGAAGUAACAAUCGUCAUGUUCUCUAGAACGUUUUAUGCAGCUAAAAGCUUGGAUGAAUUUCCGCUGCACAUGCGGGAAUGUUUACAAAUGGACUAUAAGGGGAGAUUUUAUGAAGAUUUCUACAGAGUAGCCAUUCAGAAUGAGCGAUGCGAUGACUGGAGCUCUACUUUGGUGCAAUUGAGACGUUUGUUCACCGGGUAUCGUGACGUUGUUCUCAAUUAUCAUGCACGUCCAGGACUUGAAGUUAAAAUUCCCAAUGCAACAAAUUCCACUGCCGCACAAGGAAACUUUCUCGAAGUACUAAACAUUUCCCUCAACGUGUUCGAAAAACAUUAUCUGGAUCGCAGUUUUGAUCGGACCGGGCAAUUAUCGGUUGUGAUUACCCCUGGUGUUGGUGUGUUUGAAGUUGAUAGAGAACUAACGAACAUUACUAAACAACGAAUCAUCGAUAACGGAGUCGGAAGUGACUUGGUUUGUGUUGGGGAGCAACCAUUGCAUGCUGUACCACUGUUAAAGUUUCAUAAUAAGGAUAGCUUAACAUCGAUAGAUGAUUAUUCCAUGCCUCACUGGAUCAAUCUUAGUUUUUAUUCUACAAAUAAAAAAGUCGCGUAUUCAACUUUUAUCCCGAGAAUCAAACCACCACCACUGUCAUCAGGAGCGGCUUCUCAGAACUUUUCGGAUGAUUUUAAGAUCAAACUCUCGAAAAAGGAUAAUAAGAACGAAUACAUACAUAACUGCCUUUUUGAUUAUGAUGCUUACGACGAUCAAAUAUUUCAAAUGCCAACUGCUCAUGGAACCUGCUCGCUACAGCGUGUUGCACGAACUAAGAAAACCUCCGUUCCCAGUUUAGACGGAUUCGGUAUGUAUAAUAACAAUCGUGAAUGGGACAGUUUAUCAUCCCCAUCGGAUUUGCGUAGAAAAAUGUCUGAUCCAGAUAUACAUCACAACACUUGUAACAUGCUAAAUUCAAGUGUAACUUCGAAUAAUAGUUCGAUGAGUACGAUGGAAAAGGUGAGUGGAAAGAGUAUGAACCGUAGUUUUGGAUCCUCGACUGGACCGAUUGUACGCACUGGGCGAGCCUUAAUCAACCCAUUUGAUCCCUCGCAUGUGACAAUCAAACUAACAUCGAACAGACGCCGUUGGACUCACAUCUUUCCAAAGGGACCUCAAGGUGUGUUGAUUCAGCAGCACCAUUACCAGGCCGUUCCCACUACGAACAAGGUAAUGAAUUACACUGCCAUUGAUUUGGACUCCAGUAGCGAGUAUGCUCACACAUCUACCUGCACAUGGGGUCGGGGACGGCACGGUAGUGUUGCCUCGAGUGACAGCCAGUUGAAUGAGGAGGAUUUGAAAUGGAUUGCCGAGAAUCAAGGGUUCCGCAAGAAGUCUGGUAUUCUGCAUUCGGCGGCUGGACCGACUGUCACGGUCACCCCUUCCAAAAGCCUCACACUGUUGUGGGGCGUAACCGGUGAACAAGAAUGGACUCCAUCGCUCACCACAGCAGCUGGAAGAGUGAUUAUAGGUGUUGACUGGAAAUCAUUGACCAUUCCGGCGUGUUUGCCAAUCACUACGGAUUACUUUCCGGAUAAACGUUCGCUACACAACGAUUACGUCGUAUCAGACUACACGCUUUUGCCAGAGGAUGUGAAUGCCGAUUUUGCACAAAAUCGCGCCAUUUACAAAAAUCCACUCUCGACAGAUGAAGUUUUCAAAGAACUCGUUUCGCAGCGACUAGCACAGGGCUUCCAACUGAUUGUCUUACCAGAAUCACCAUCGCCAAAUCCACAGCAAGCGCCAUGCUGCGGAGGUCAACUACAAAGUUUUUAUCAGCAUAGCUCUGUUCUGAGGAUAGCAGCGCCGCAAGAGCCAUCGCAAGAAUAUCUGCUGUCUAUAGGUCGUAUUUUCCACAAAAUUUCCCUUGGUGGUUCAAUUAUCACAGUUACUCGGUAUCGGCCAAGGCAUCCGUACCCACCAAUUAACGUAGAUUACAGGUAUCGAUUCCAUGCCCCUCAACAUGAUACUUACGAAGUUUCAGGAGUUAAUUUUACCACCGAAAAGUUGGAGAACUUUAACUGGAACUACAUGGAUCAUUACAUCUGUACUCGCGGGGAUACAGACUUUCCCUUGCUUGAGAAUAUGAAAUACUGGCGCUAUCGAAUGUAUCUACUGCCGAAGGAUGAUCCGGCGAUGAAGAAAAUAUUGGAAGGCAACACAAAGCGAUGCGAUAUCUACACGGAGGAUAAACCGAUCCAGUCGGAAAAACAUAUCUGCAACGAGUUCAUUCGAUUCGUGGAAUCACAUUUGAACAAAAUCAGAAAAGCUUCUAUUAAAAAACCGAGGGGAAGUCCGCUCCAGUCUCACCUGACUAGAAGAAGGCACAGCACCAGUAUUCUGUCCCGGCCUCCACCGAAUCAGUCCGGUGUUUGCGCUAAAUUGUAUUAUAGUGGUAAUGGCAUUGGUUAUAGUGCUAACAAUUUGUAUCAAGAACGCAAUCAUAUCAGUAAUGGUUCCAGUAUACUCACGCGAUCGUCUUCCAAAGUGCUUGAGAAAAGCAACGUGCAGACGGCGGGAGCUAAUCAAAUUAGUUCCUUGGUAGGUAAAACGACGGUCGAUGGAAUCCCACUGUCGACACUGAACUCUGCGUCGGAGCAAGGACUACCGGAGGAUAGUGAUGAUUUCACAUCCGAAAGCAGCAAACUGAAACAGUCGGCAACGUUACAGGAGAUCUUCGAGGCGUUCAGGCACCCCGUGCAAGGCGUUGGAUUUCUUGGAGCAGUGCAAAGUUUACCAUCGUGCACGUUUGUGGCCUACGACGCCAUCACUUGGCUGCAAAAUCGGAUAGAGGGUCCGUGUAACCCAUUGGACAUUUUGGAGGACAUGAGAAAAGCGCACAUGAUCUGCCAUGCAUCCGGAGAGUUCAAAAAACCUGUGAUCCCCGGAUUUUACCUGUACUACAUUCUGAUGCAGGAUAAGGAAUCACGCGAGUACACUCCCCCGCUUGGUGAUCUGGAUGCAUUCGAGAAUGAGUGGAUGGAGGUGGAAUCACAACACCCGGACCUGCAGAGGCCAAUCGAUGCUGUUGAUAUAACAAUACCGGCAUUUUUACGUGAAUCCAUUGAUUUGAAUGAGGAAUUUAUGGACGCUCCCCUCUACAAACAGACGCACCUGGAUAUCGACAUAAACAACAAAUCCGAUCGAACCGAGUGGGGCCACGCGCGGUAUCACCAGAAAAUGAUUCCUGGUCACGCGUACGAGAUUGUUGUUCAAUGGAUAACCGCUUCUGGGCCAAUUGUUUGCGAUUUGAUCAGUGGUUGGUCUCGGCGCGCUCAAGGCUGUGGCUUUCAGUUGGUUUCGAUUCCGGCAGAUCCUUUGGCGGAACCAUUCACGGAAAAAAGUGAUCCCCUGCGAGGCCCCAUUUUUGUCCCUCUAGACAUCGAAUGUUUGAAACAGCAUCGAAGCUUUCUGUUCGAGGAAUUCAGGAAAGAAACGUGGUCAAAGCGGUUGCUACUGUUCCAGGAAGCGAUUGUUGCUCGUUUCGGAUUUAUGCGUUGUGCUGUUGAAACUAAAACCGGAUCAAAUCAGGCGUCGUUGGACUAUCAGUACGUGCACUGCAGUGGGCAUAUGUUCAUUUUAGUACCUAACCCAAAUCAUGGGCUGAAAUGCCGCCAAAGGCUUGCGUCCGGUGGAAGCACAAUGAAAAAACCAACCAAUUUUGUCAAUCGCUAUUCAGCGUCCUACGAAUCACAAAUGCAGAACAAUAUUUCUUCAGCCGCACACGAGGCCUACAUAACGCGACACGUAACGGGUGGAAAAAACAAGGACGACUUUGAAGUCGUCCGUCGUACCGGCUUUUUGUGGUCGUGGAAUCAUAUGAUUCCUAACAAAAAGUGGAAAUCGUUAGCCAUUGCACAAUCGGAAGAGCUGUUCCAGCUUCGAAUGCUGAGGGAUUUCAAGGACUUUUGUUCCAACAAAGAGGAGCGCCUGCUGAACUUCUGGGAGGAGUGCUGGGAGGCGAAGGUAAAAUCUUCGAUUGGACGUACGUAGGAAAAAUGCGUGUUACGGGCGGUGAUAUCGUGUAAGUAGAUAAAGACAUUUUGUUAUUUUCUCUGUCGAAUUUCAUUCUCACGAGCAGGUUUAUUGUUUGUACAAAUUGUUAAAGUGCAGUUCUACAGUUUAAGUUUGUUUCUAAACCGCUCUUUUGAUUUUUUUUUAUACGGAAAAUAUAUAAAGCUUUGUAUGAACA